Marmota monax (woodchuck) is the source of this 865-nucleotide messenger RNA. RefSeq names its product family with sequence similarity 221 member A (gene Fam221a). The record is from RefSeq and is a predicted model, not a curated record. The transcript is spliced from 7 exons. NCBI's taxonomy places the organism in Eukaryota, Metazoa, Chordata, Mammalia, Rodentia, Sciuridae.
UGGUGAGGACGAUGGAGGAAAACUUUUUACUCCUGAAGAAUAUGAAGAAUACAAAAAGAAAGUUUUACCUAUGCGCUUACAGAACAGGUUAUUUGUGAGCUGGCGAUCACCAACAGGAAUGGAUUGUAAACUCGUUGGCCCGGAGACACUGUGUUUUUGUACACAUAGGUAUAAGCAACAUAAAACUGACUUUGAAACAAUUCCAUAGCAGCGCCCUAUUGAUCUGCCUUGCCAAGUGAUUGGCUGCCAGUGCAGGGCUUACCUUUUCGUGCCUUUGAAUGGCACGCAGCCUGUUCGCUGCAGAUGCAAGCACUUUGCUGAUCAACACAGCCCUGCACCUGGUUUUACAUGCAAUGCAUGUUCCAAGUGUUCAGGAUUCCAUAGCUCUUUCACGUGUGCUUGUGGUCAGCCUGCAUAUGCCCAUGACACAGUCGUGGAAACAAAGCAAGAAAGAAUGGCUCAGGGAAAACCAGUGGGACGGGAUGUUCCUUAUGCAGCAAUGGGAGGAUUAACUGGUUUCAGCUCACUGGCAGAAGGCUACAUGCGAUUAGAUGACAGUGGGAUCGGUGCACCUUCAGUUGAAUUUUUAAAUUCCCCACUUACAGCCAUGGACCACCCAUUUCUAAAAGCAUUGCAAGGACCAUCUAGUUCUUCUCCAGAAACACUAACAAAUGUUGGCACAAGUAGUCAAGAUUCUUCCUUAAGGAGACCUGAUGAGGAUGACAUGGCUUUCUUUGAAAGGCGAUAUCAGGAAAGGGUAAAAAUGGAAAAGGCAGCUAAGAUGAAAGGAAAAUCUCCGUUGCCGUCAACUACAAAACCUUCGUGAAGGCUGUUGGACAGCUUAAAACCAUCAUGCAAAUACGUC